AUGAGUGACCACAGGCGCCGCAUAGUGAACAUCUCACCUGGCCGAAGCACUGGACGAGCCGGCGGAAACCCUACGCGUGCGCCUUCUCGUUUCAGUACGCCCGUCACCGCCGGAUCACCCAGACGCCCCACUGCCCCAUCGCCUGCUUCCAGCAUCCGGCAGGGCCGCCAGCAGCAAGGAGUCAAGAUCAAGACCGAGAGCUCUCCCAGCAGCAGCCCGGCACCCACACCAUCGACUGGCAGCAACAAGCCUGCCAUGACCACGCAAACCACCAGCAACACCCCACUCAAGCGCAAGCGCGAACCCACCUCCACCGACAAAGACAACAAAGAACCCACCACAGCCGCCGGCCUUGUCGCCAUGGAGCAGCAGCACCUCGACACCCACCGGUCCACCAGCGCCACCCUGGACAAACACGCGCCGCUGCUCGACAGCGCCCGCACGACCGCCACCCGCGCCCGCUCCGCCGAGCGCGCCGCUCACUCGCAGAUCUCAAGCCUGUUCAUGCAGUCGCAAGUCCUCGAGGAGCGCGCCGCAGGCCACCAGCGCGUCGCCGAGGAGGCCGAGACGCAGCUGACGGCCGAACGGCAGCUCGUGCAGCAGGCUAAGGGCAGCAAGGACGAGGCUGAUAAGGAGUUGAUGGCCAUUGCCCUGGGCAGGAUGUUUGCCCGCCUGGAGAAGUACGACCAGGAUGUUGCGGAGGAGUUGUGGGCCAAGGCGGAGAGGUACAGGGAUAUCUUCGUGAGGGAUGGUAUCCCGGAGCCUCCUGCGAAGAGGAGCAAGAUUGUGGGUGAGAAGGGAGAGGUCGGUGGAAAGGGUGUCGAGGAGGGUGAAAUCGGUGGACAGGAUAGGGGACAGCAUUGA
This is a messenger RNA of Lasiodiplodia theobromae, 864 nucleotides long. RefSeq lists its product as uncharacterized. Lineage: Eukaryota; Fungi; Ascomycota; Dothideomycetes; Botryosphaeriales; Botryosphaeriaceae. The transcript has 3 exons. The coding region runs from base 1 to 864 and encodes 287 amino acids. The record is from RefSeq and is a predicted model, not a curated record.